AUGUCCUUUCCCAACAGCUCUCCUGCCGCUAAUACUUUUUUAGUAGAUUCUCUCAUCAGUGCGUGCAGGAGUGACAGUUUCUACUCCAACAGCGCCAGCAUGUAUAUGCCACCUAGCACAGACAUUGGGACGUAUGGGAUGCAAACCUGUGGACUCCUUCCGUCUCUGGCUAAGAGAGAAGUUAAUCACCAAAAUAUGGGUAUGAAUGUACAUCCUUAUAUACCUCAAGUAGACACUUGGACAGACCCGAACAGAUCUUGUCGAAUAGAGCAACCUGUUACACAGCAGGUCCCCACUUGUUCCUUCACUACAAAUAUUAAAGAAGAAAGCAAUUGCUGCAUGUAUUCCGAUAAGAGAUCCAAACUCAUUUCUGCAGACGUCCCUUCCUACCAGAGGCUGGUGUCUGAAUCAUGCCCCAUUGAGAACCCCGAGGUUCCUGUCCCAGGAUAUUUUAGACUGAGCCAGACCUACGCCACUGGGAAAACCCAAGAGUACAAUAAUAGCCCUGAAACGAGUUCAACUGUAAUGUUACAGUUAAACCCUCGCGGCAGCUCCAAACCGCAGAUAUCUGCUCAACUUCAGCUGGAAAAGAAAAUGAAUGAAAACCCGAACAACCAAGACAGCACCGCUAAAGUCUCUCAAGUGGAAAGUCCCGAGCCCAAGUCCACGUUGCAAGAGGAGCGGAGCUGUCUGCCCGAAGGCUCCGUGUCCAGCCCAGAAGUCCAGGAGAAGGAGAGUAAAGAGGAAAUCAAGUCUGAUACUCCAACAAGCAAUUGGUUAACUGCAAAGAGUGGCAGAAAGAAGAGGUGUCCUUAUACUAAACACCAAACACUGGAAUUAGAGAAAGAGUUCUUAUUCAAUAUGUAUCUCACUCGAGAGCGCCGUCUAGAGAUCAGUAAGAGCGUAAACCUCACUGACAGGCAGGUCAAGAUUUGGUUUCAAAACCGCAGAAUGAAGCUCAAGAAGAUGAGCAGGGAGAACCGAAUCCGGGAACUGACCGCUAAUCUGACCUUCUCUUAAACCCUAACCCCGGGGGGGGGCACCAGUGAGGAAUGGGCACAGCACCACCACUUGAUAAAGGCAGGAGAGACUCUGGCAAAACCCGGCAUUUUCCAGUUUUGUUUUGUUUUGUUUUGUUUUCUGAUAGAAUGUGACUCUUCGUCCUUCUUUUAGCGCUGCAAGUGAAUAUGUAUUACUAUGAUGAGUAUAUAUAAAACCUAGCACGUGUAAUUUAUUUUUGUUCUCAUCGUAAUGCAGGGUAACUAUUAUUGAAUAUUAUCAUUUGGUCUUAACUUAUUGAAACUGUCGAACAUCCAAGCAAUGUGACUUUUUCAUGUUUUUACUAACAAAAUGGUAUUUAUGUGGGGCUGUUACACGGGCCAUAACAUUUUGAGUACAUUCAAUACUUUCAGAAAAAGAGUGGGGGGAAACUGUGGGGGCGGGGGGAAAGAGAAGCACAUUAUAAUGUAACUAUCCUCUCAAAUGAAUUUAGAGA
Vidua chalybeata is the source of this 1495-nucleotide messenger RNA. RefSeq names its product homeobox D10 (gene HOXD10). The transcript has 2 exons. Gene Ontology annotation, molecular function: RNA polymerase II cis-regulatory region sequence-specific DNA binding; DNA-binding transcription factor activity, RNA polymerase II-specific. Gene Ontology annotation, cellular component: nucleus. The coding region runs from base 1 to 1020 and encodes 339 amino acids. Gene Ontology annotation, biological process: regulation of transcription by RNA polymerase II. Lineage: Eukaryota; Metazoa; Chordata; Aves; Passeriformes; Viduidae. The record is from RefSeq and is a predicted model, not a curated record.